Molecule: messenger RNA, 1044 nt
Organism: Physella acuta
Lineage: Eukaryota; Metazoa; Mollusca; Gastropoda; Physidae
Biological process (GO): G protein-coupled receptor signaling pathway
Cellular component (GO): membrane
Molecular function (GO): G protein-coupled receptor activity
Source: RefSeq, a predicted model, not a curated record
AUGAACGUCACAAAGUUCGGCCCGUUGGUCAGUAGACCGGAUGCGCUGGUCAGCUACGAGGUCAGGGAGAAGGUCGAGACCUUCAACGUCAUGUUCGGGGAGGUGGUCGGCUUGUUAGGGAUCAUCGCCAACGUCAUCAACAUUGUCGUCUUCUCGAAAAACGGCUUCGACGACACGGUGAACAUCAGCCUGACGGCUCUGGCGGCCGGCGACAUCGGCGCCCUUGUCACGCUCCAGUGCUUCAACGUCAUCGUCAACCCCUGGUUCCUGGCGCUGGACCUGCCCUUCCUGGCGCUGGAGAUCCAGAGCCUGGUCGCUGGCUACCCCCACAACUAUUUUGUCAAGGUGACGGGUUUCAUCACGGCCUUCGUGGCGUUCGAGCGUUGCCUGUGCGUGUACACGCCACUCAAAGUCCGGCAGAUCGUCACCAAAAAACUGGCCAUUGCCUUCAACGUCUGCGUCUUUUUCGUCAUCGCUCUGACCAUGUUUCCGGUGUACUACACGGCGUACUACGACUGGAAAUUUGUUCCUACCCUAAACAAAACGGUGCUAGGGAUAUUUUAUACUAAAAAUUUAAACGAGCUACUGGGGCCUUCAUUGUUUAUCACGAACUCCGUUGUACCGCUUAUAGCUUUUGGUGUUAUCAUAUUAUGCAACAUCGUUAUAGGAUUUAAACUGAAGAGUAAAGCAAUAUGGCGGAAAAAGGCCUCUAGCUCUGUAGCGGAAAUAACCUUAAAAGAAAAGAGGGUUGUCGUCAUGAUUGUCACGGUGUCUAUAAUCUUCAUCGUCUGCUUCAUCCCGUCGUCUGCGCUGUUGUCAGCGCGCGCCGUGGUGCCAGAGUUGAGCAUUGGGGGCGUGUACGCCAACAUCAACUGGAUCGUGGCCACGACAGCCUUGGAGAUGGAGACGGUCAACUCCAGCAUCACAGUCGUUGUCUACUAUCGCAUGAGUACCAAGUACCGGGAAACCCUGCGCGCUCUAUUCCGGUGGGACGCAAAAAGCGCAGGGAAACAAACAAAAAAUGCUGCACUAGAUACAAUUUAA